AUGUCAUCGCCAACGCAAUUCCGGAUCAUCAUCGUGGGCGGCGGUAUCGCAGGAUUGGCAGCUGCCAUAGCUCUGCGGAAAGACAACCGUCAGGUCACAAUCCUCGAACAAUCUCGUCUCAGUACUGAAAUCGGUGCUACAAUCUCGCUUCAGCCCAAUGCCACGAGGAUUAUACAGCAGUCGUGGGGCCUCGACAAUCUACUCGACGACUCAAAUGGCACCAUUGAUCAUGGUUUCAGGAUCUACAACAUUGAUGGCAAGAUGGUGAACGAAAUUCCAUUGCGGUACAAGACGCAGUACGGAGCAGAUCGCAUCAUGUGGCAUCGUCAGGAUCUCCACGCCUACCUCAGAACGAUGGCCACAAGUACCAAAUGGGAGGGCCAACCUGCGACACUACGUACCUCAUCACGAGUGUCUAGUUGUGACUGCGAGGAGGGCAAGGUGACACUAGAAGAUGGAGAAGUCUUGGAAGCAGAUCUUGUUAUAGGCGCAGAUGGCAUACACAGUGUCCUGCGCACUUCUGUACUUGGCAAGGAAGUCAAGCCAAAACCCACAGGCUUCUCAGCAUACCGACUAAUGCUUCCUACCACGGUGCUCAACGAAUACGCUCCACAGUUUGCUACGAACAUCAAGCCAGAAGAACCUUACACAUCCAUGGUUAUGGCGCACUCUUGCCGGCUCAUCAUGGGUCCUGCCUGCGAUGCACAACUCUACAGCAUCGUCGGAUUAGUACCAGACGAGCGGAUGAAUGAGGACCCUGAUAGCGCGCAGUCGUGGGUCACGAAAGGGGAUUCUGGAAAGAUGCUGGAAACCUUCAAGGACUUCCCCAGCUGGACCCAGGAUGUGCUUCGAAAUGCCGAUAGCAUUGGCCUUUGGCAGCUGCGCGACUUGGACCCGUUGGAGACCUGGCACUCUGGGCGCGUGAUUCUCAUUGGAGAUGCAGCGCAUGCCAUGCUACCCACUCAAGGCCAAGGCGCAAGCCAAACUAUCGAGGACGCUGAAGCUCUAGGUACACUGUUCAGCCAUAUCACAGAGAGGCCUUCGAGGGACGAAGUGUCUUCCGUUCUUGAAGACGUCUUCAAGUGUCGGUUUGAACGUGUGAGCUUGAUCCAGCAAUUCAGUCGCGAAGCUGCGAAGCCUGCAACAGAGCAGGGCAGUAAUGUCAUCAAGAUGCGCCCCGAUGAGUUCAUGGACUACAACUGCACAUAUCGAGGUGUACGAGAUUGGGAGGAGAAGCGUUCGAUGGCAGCAAUAACAGCCGGUAUACAGACAGUUGCAGUGGCCUAG
Molecule: messenger RNA, 1287 nt
Organism: Macroventuria anomochaeta
Lineage: Eukaryota; Fungi; Ascomycota; Dothideomycetes; Pleosporales; Didymellaceae
Product: FAD binding domain-containing protein
Exons: 2
Coding region: 1-1287 (428 amino acids)
Molecular function (GO): FAD binding; monooxygenase activity
Source: RefSeq, a predicted model, not a curated record